Messenger RNA from Xyrichtys novacula (pearly razorfish), 7009 nucleotides. The record is from the annotation of a GenBank genome assembly. Lineage: Eukaryota; Metazoa; Chordata; Actinopteri; Labriformes; Labridae.
AUGGGGUCCAGGGCGGCAGAGCUGUUUGCUGAAAUUGACCAGCUUCGUACUCAACUGCUGCACAAUGUCGAAGUAAUAUCGGACUGUCAGCGAGCCGGAGGAGAAGUUAGCCAGUAAGUCACCUUCACCUGCUUUAGCAGAGAGCUAACGCCACAUUAAACCAUAGUUAAAAACUGGUUUAGCGUCCUCUACGAUGUUAGCACGAGGAUACGUAAUUAAGACAGUCUAAUUAUGAACAGGUGUGAUUUUCUCCUCAAUACAGUAACUAGAGGAACUUCGACAAAACAGUUAUUAGUCGACAAAUAUAUCGAAAGAAAAAUAAAAUUAGUCACUGAUUUCAUGAAUAUUAAGGACAACCAGUGACUGAAAUAAGCAAUUAAACAACAAUAUCUACGCAGACUUUUGCUCACUGGCUUGUUUUGUAUAGUUAAUUAUUAUCUCUGUGUGUUAUUUUCCAGCAGGGAAAUUUUGACCCGCAUUGAAAAUGUGAUCCUUGGAAUAAUGACCAGUCUGUCCAAAGAUGAGGCCCCUGUCUUGGCUCUGCCCAACAGGUCCAGCUGGGCCAAUGUCAGGUAGAUAGAUCAAUAGUAAUAGGUCAACAUAAACCUUCAGUUUGGGUUGGGCAAUAAUAAUUUUUUUCACUACUUUUGGGAUAGGUGAAGAGCAAACUUGCACUAUAUAAGGGGUGUCUUAAGCCUAGAACACUAUUGCUAAAAUUAGUAAUACCAUCACUAUCGCUGGGAGAUUUUUUACCUGAAAUAAUAUACCCAAGAAAAAAUACUUGUCAUCAAAAUAGGACAAUACAUGACAAAUUAAAGUAGUUUUCUUUUUAACUGAACAAAAAAUUCCCUAAAAAAAAGAAAGAAAGAAAAUGUGAACUCAAUUUCUUCUCCACCCAUUCCUGGGGCAUGUGAGUCUUCCCGGGUAAGGACUCACGGUCCUUGGCACAAUAACAGCUGCAGGAGAGAGAACCAAAAUAUGGCAUAUUUUGAGUGAGUGAAAAUGACCAGCUGACUAAAAUAUUUCUUAUUACCAUAUGAAUUCCUGUGAAAAUCACUACUUUGUGAUAGUUAUUCAUACCCACUGCACUAAAUAAAUUCCAGGGCCACUCUUACUUAACUUAUUCCCUACAUACGGCUAUAAAACAAAAUCAACUCAAUAUACAUUUACGAAGUUAAACGAACCUUAGCUAUGUGUUACUCACUAGCUGGGAUGCCAGAGACAUCAACCCUGCAACAGAAUCUCAGCUGUAGUCGAAAAAGGGAGGGUAAAUAUGGCAGUCCUGAGUGUUAUCAGCCUUGAAAUGCAGCAAGCUCACCUGCAUUUAUACAUUUAACAAUAUUGCCGGGUGAACGUCAUGCGAACAUGUGCCUUUAGGAAAAAGCGGGUUUUGGAUCAAGGAAACAAAUAUGCCUUCAAAGAUGUCAAAAGGCAAUGCUGAAGCUACCCAGGGACUCAUGAUACUCAGACAAAUGCAACAUAAUGAAAAUCACGUAAACAUGUUUGGUUGGGUAAAAAUCACCCGACGAUCGUGUUCUAGGGUUAAGCAGACUGUACGAGCAACCAGGUGGAGAAAGAGGAAUUUUUACUCCCAGCUUUGGGUCUGUUAUUGAAGAUGAAUUAACUUCCUCCUGUUUAAAGAUGAGAGGGUGAUAAGGUCUACAAACUCACACACACAUGAACUAACUUUCCAAAGGCCUUUAAUGUAAGUAGGCAGCGGAGGCUAAAUGCUCAGAACAAAGUUGACUGCCACGUCUUGUUUGGAUCAAACCUUUCCGCAGCUCAAAGCGCAGUAGUUGAGCCUUUUCAAAUGUGAGAAUCCCACAGAUUCAGCUCUAAAGAGGAAUCGGUGUGGUUAAAUACAAGGGAGGUCUUCUCACAGGUAGCCCUCAGGGUGUGGGGAAUUUAAAAUGGCUUUCAGAUGUAAGAGCAGAUUUCAAAGCUACAAAAAGUAAAUAUAGCACCACAGAAACUGCAGAUUUCUUUGAUCACUCCCUUUCCUCCUCCUUGUAUCUCUUGUAUUGCUUUCAUUGCCUCCCACCUAAGUUUUGACAGCGCCGUUGGGCUUCACAUGAGUCCAGGAAGUUUUGUUACCACCAUCAGGAGUGACUGUGCUUCGUCAGUCACUAAAUUUGGUGAGGAGAAACACACCCUUCUUGUCUGUUGUUGCUUCGUAGGCUAUUUUGGAAACCUUCACAGAUGUUCUCCUCGUAUUAUGUUUUUAAUUUAUGUUCAUUGUGGACAUUGGCAUACACUGCACAAGCACAGGACAAGUCAGAAUGAGUUUGAGGUGACCGAAUAUGUGGAAAUUGGCUUUGAGGGAUCCGUUUUUGACAUGAACUGAGAGCAAAAUUGAGAUCUUUCCAAUGCAGUCCUCAACAAUAUGUAAUAUAAAUCUGAUUUUGCAAAUUAAAGACAUUACUGUUGACUUGUAUGACCUGCUUCUUUGUCCAAAGCACAAAUAGUCAAGAUCCUGAUGGUCAUCUACAAACUUGUGCAGAGCAACUCAUAUUCUACAAAAAGGUUAUUUUGUUUUUUAUUACAUUUGAAUUGAUCACUUAAGCCGAAUACAUUUCAAGGUAAUCUUUUUGUGAAGUGCUUUUGACACUGUCUCCCCAGGGAUAUCUAUUACAACGACACACAGCUGUUCGGUUCACAAAGGACUGUUGAUUGUAUAGUGGAUGACAUCUCCUGUUUGCUGAAGGUUCCACGCAGAUCCCUACAUGUGGUGAGUCUACAGUUCGGGUCCCUAGGAAUGCAAUUAUGCUUCUUAGUUUCGGAAGCACAAAAAAGUAAGACUAUUUGAGCAUGUGUUUGUAACUGUUUGUGUUUGUGCAUGCUGUUUUGGUAACAGUUGGCCACGUCCAAAGGGCUGAUCUCAGGUGACCUGUGUUAUUUGGAAGAGGACGGCACCAGAGUUGACUGCCGCUCUAGCUCUGCUGUAAGUCGACAAAUACACGAACCGGCUGCUUUACUCACCUCUACAGUGGGAAACAUUACAUCAGCUAAAGUGUAAUAGUAUCCUAUUGAAUUUCAUUGUUCCCAAAAACUUUGUUUGCCUCCUCUCCAAUAGGGUUGUACAAUAUUAAGACAAAAAUUAUAUCUGUGUUUUAUGAAAAUUAAAGACAGUUUGCAUCAGUCAUGCAAUGCUAGUUUAGCUUGUUUUGAUCAGUAAACACCACAUGUCUUCUGAGUUAGCAUGUGCAAUAGUCUGGCCCACUAGGCUUGAUCAGAUCCAGUGGAUGCAUGUGGACCCUCGAGGGAUGUUUUGAUUGUUUUUUUUCUCAAAUAAGUGACACUCAAUAUUGUCAUUUCACACAUUGUUAAAGCAGCAAUUAAGAUUAUAUCUCAGACUGUAUACAAUGCAUGGCCUACUUGUACCCUCUAGGCUUUCAACAGCUUCCCACCAUCUGUGUUUUGGGGGAAAAAAAAGUGUAUGUGUAACCCUGUAGUGCACAGCAUCGAUGUGUGUUGGGAGAACAUGGGAUUCAAACAAUAUGUCAGCAUUAAUUUCAAGUACCAUGGGGUGUUAACUGCUCCACAGGGGGCACUGUAUUUCCUACCAAACCAGUAAUAGGACUUACGAGACUGCCAGCAUGUUGUACUUGCUUUGAAUCUUUCUUUUUUCAUUUUAGGCUGUUGCAGUUUCAUCAAACAUCUCUGGGAUUAGGAGUAUCCUUUGGGGCUUUAGUUUGGGUGCAAACUCCUUGUCUCUUUUGUCAGGCACUCUACGGUGCGAUCUGUGCUUCUUAAUGCGGGUAGAAAGGACACUAUGUGGCUGCAGGAUCUGUUUUUUUUUCUUGAUCCUGUACAGAUAUCAUGUCGUCUGCAAAGUUUGUCCUGAUAGUGGAGAAGGAUGCCACAUUUCAGAGACUGCUAGAUGACGACUUCUGCACAAAGCUCUCUCCCUGCAUCAUCAUCACGGUGUGUUUACGUCUUCCUUUCUACUUCUUUAAGGGAACGGUAAAUGUGAUUUGCAUGCUCAAAUAGUCGAGUUUUUGUCUCUCACAUGCAUAACAGAUGUGUUUGUGCGGAUCAGGGUAAAGGGAUGCCAGAUGUGAACAGCAGGUUGAUGGUGAGAAAGCUCUGGGACACGCUGCACGUCCCUGUCUUUGCUCUGGUGGACGCUGACCCUCAUGGUACCGCAAACCUGCAUUACCUCCCACACAUGCUCUGCACACCUCUAAAUAUUUGAAACUCACUUUUCAUCUCCGAGCACACACCGUGGAGUUGCAUGUCUUGCCUAAGCAGCAGAUGUUAGCACCUGUCCGCUAUGUCAUACUGCGUGGUCUGGCUGUUAUUUCCGUUCGCGUGAUCUCGUCCAGCCCGGAUGGCUCAGUCUCCUUUAUCCUCCAUACCUCUAAACCCCUUUUCCUCAUUGCAUGGCAAGACACAUAUGUUAUGCUUUACCUUGUUCUAAGCUCCAUUACACAUCUCUGCUGGAUAAUUGCUCUGGUAUGCCAGUGAUUGCAGCAUGUCUCUAUCUCUCCUGAUUUUCUCAGGGAUGGAGAUCAUGUGUGUCUACAAGUAUGGAUCAGUGGUGAGUCUUGGCAGUUAUUCUUUAACUGCAUAUUAUACUGUGUGGCCUGGUUAAUGUCUCUGAUAGCUAAAUUUAAACAUAAACUCAUGUGGAAAAAUCGUCCAUCUCAGAUUGCAACACAAUCACUUAACGUCCCUACUUCAUCUUGUGUUGGUUUCAAUCAUAGAGUCUAUGGUUUCAAUGUCUUGUUAUGUAAUUAAACACCAUUAGGACCAUAAGUUAAGCUCAACCUCAUGCGUGUUUAUUUAAGAUAUACUCUAUAUAAACAUAUUGUGUAGCUGUGGGUGUGACCAGGCAUGUGUUUGUGUAUGUUUUUGUAUUUUCCUCCACAGGCCAUGUCGUUUGAGGCCCACAGCCUGACCGUCCCCAGCGUUAUGUGGCUAGGCCUCCUCCCCUCUGACCUCCAGAGGUUUGGACCCAACAUUUGCUACUUCCGACUUCCUCCUCCCGCCUCUAAUUGGGUUUAUAUUCUGGGGACAUUUAGAUUGUUUGUUUUGGUUUCUGUUGCUGUCGCUCUUGUUUUCCCUCUCCUUCAAUGAACUGCUCCUGAGAGUAUAUGGCGUUUUAAGUAUAUGUCCCCUUGAACAAAUUUAGAGAUUUGACAUACAUUUAAUUGUAGAGUGCAGUUUUUCCUCUUAUGUAUUUCCUUAAACAUACACAUAGUCACUCCGAAUGCAAAAAUGUUGGGAAUUGGAGGAAACGUACUGUUGGCACAGCACUGAUUACAAACUGGAACUCGCCUGCUGCAGUUUUCAGAAAAUUUAUUCAGUUGAAGAUUUUAUUCUGCAGGUUGCGGGUUCCUGAAGAUGCCCUGAUCCCUCUCACAAAGAGGGAUGAAAGCAAACUGGAGAGCCUCCUGAAAAGGCCAUACUUAACCAACCAGCCCGCCUGGAAGAAAGAGGUGAGAGGAUAAAAGGGAAGAGACUUCUGUACUCUAGAGUGAAGAAGUAUUUAAUAUUUAUCCUUAACACAUGAGUUUGAACACCAGAUAUGAAUUAUCUGGAAAAAAAUAGCAACAUUUUUUGUGCAUGUCAUACAUCCCUACCUCAGCUCAGAUCAGUCUGCUCUGGAAAGUGUUUCUGAAUCCCCUGUUCCUUCUUCAAAAGGAGAACACACUCUACCUCAGAGGUUCAGACAGUUUUAACAUUAUGCUCAUGUGACACACAGCAUAGGAAUGUGUGUGUGAGCGAGAGGACUCUUAGCUCGCCGGUACUAAGUAUACAGAACAGCCGCUUUGUUUUGGAGUGGCUCUAAAAGAAGCACCUGAGGAUUUAUACUUGUCUAAACAGCGUCUCUCUGAACUCCUUAAGAUUGCUGGUUUGCUCUUGUUGCAGAUGGAGCUGAUGCAGGAAAGUAAGGUCAAGGCUGAAAUACAGUCCCUGGCAGCUAUUGCGCCUGAAUUCCUCACCAACAUCUACCUGCCCAAUAAGCUGCGUUACGGUGGCUGGGUUUGAGUUCAAUGCUGCCAUCCAGUGGAUUUGUUGAAGAACAACAAAGGCUGGUUAAAGAUACAAAGUAAGCUCUCUGCUACUGCUCUAUCUGAUCUUACCUUAACUUAUUUAAACGUGAAGUGAAGUUUGGUUUAUACUGUUUCUUUAUAUUAGUGUUUUUAUGUUUGCUGACUGCGAUCCAGAUGUUUGUUCGUACUUUAAAACCUCUGUGAAUCCAGUAGAAAAUCUGAGAAGGUUUUUUUCUCUUGUCUACGUGUUUGAGUUUAAGAAGUCAUCACACAUUGUGUUUGUGUGCUUUUUAGAUUGAAUUAUUCUACAUUUGUGUCAGCAGUCAUAUACAUGUUUUAUGACCACUCAGCACAAUGCUUGGAUGAUGAUGCUGUGGUUUGGAGCUGGAGAAUCUAUUAAGCUGUUUCAUUAAAACAGGCGUUUUACCAUGUGGUCUUACAGAACUGUAUGAAAAUGGUGUCCCACUCUUGAUAUAGGAUUUCAGCUGCUCUGCAUUCAGGGGUCUCCUUUGUUGUAUCUGCUAUGUCGUGAUGUGCCACAUGUUUUCAACAUGUGACAUGCUGGGGCUGCAGGAAGGCCAAUUCCUGCAGAGCCACGUUGUAAGUCGUGCAAAUACCAUGUCAUGGACACUUGUGCAACCACUUAUGAUCAAGUAUGCUGACUUUUAAAGUGUGAUUUGUCAGACCAGAGGGAACCUGCUACUUGACCUCAGUCAGUCUUGAAAGGGCUGAAGCCCAGAGACAUUGCUGGUAUUAUUGCAUAAUUUUUCCUGCGUGGCAUACUUAAAUCUGCAUUUGUGAAUGCAGCAGCAAAUGCAAUGGUUAUUUUGAGCCCGUGCAAUGAUUUCCACUGCAGAGUUACAGUAUUUCUUUUGUAAUACAGUGUCAACAGAGAGCCAGAAUGUCACCCAACAUUAGUUAUCAGCUUUUUCUCUUUUGCACAGUGAUUCCUCCAGGUGUUUUAGAUACCCUUACACAACACAUGUCCUGACUGUUUUGAAACAUGUAGC